Messenger RNA from Myotis davidii, 1890 nucleotides. RefSeq names its product guanine nucleotide binding protein-like 3 (nucleolar) (gene GNL3). The record is from RefSeq and is a predicted model, not a curated record. NCBI's taxonomy places the organism in Eukaryota, Metazoa, Chordata, Mammalia, Chiroptera, Vespertilionidae. The coding region runs from base 90 to 1694 and encodes 534 amino acids. Gene Ontology annotation, molecular function: GTP binding. Gene Ontology annotation, cellular component: nucleolus. The transcript is spliced from 15 exons.
GACGGGCGAAGGCCUCAGAUCCCACGCGGUGCCGGAGGAGGCAGGCUGUACCUGCUACCCCUAACGCCGCUGCUGCUCCCACCUCCAGUAUGAAGCGACCGAAGUUAAAGAAAGCAAGUAAACGCAUGACCUGCCAUAAGCGGUAUAAAAUCCAAAAAAAGGUUCGAGAGCACCAUCGAAAAUUGAGGAAGGAGGCUAAGAAACGGGGUCACAAGAAACCUAGGAAAGAUCCAGGAAUUCCAAACAGUGCUCCCUUUAAGGAGGCUCUUCUUCGGGAAGCUGAGCUAAGGAAACAACAGCUUGAAGAACUAAAACAGCAGCAGAAACUUGACAGGCAGAAGGAACAGGAAAAGAAAAGGAAAUGUGAAGCUACCCUUGAUGUUGAGCCAUCUGUGAAGGAGGAAUUUGGGCAACCCAAAGCUAAGAAAGCCAAGCUGGCUAAACAGAAUCCAAAGAAGUUGUAUUGUCAGGAACUUAAAAAGGUGAUUGAAGCCUCAGAUGUUGUGCUGGAAGUGUUGGAUGCCAGAGAUCCUCUUGGUUGCAGGUGUCCUCAGGUGGAAAAGGCCAUUGUCCAGGGUGGACAGAAAAGGCUGGUACUUGUGUUAAAUAAAUCAGAUUUGGUACCAAAGGAGAAUUUGGAGAACUGGGUAAAUUAUUUGAAAAAGGAAUUGCCCACAGUUGUGUUCAGAGCCUCAACAAAUCUGAAGGACAAAAAAAAGAUACCCAAGGUAAGGAGGAACAUUCCAUUCAAAAGUGAAAUCUGUGUUGGGAAAGAAUGCCUUUGGAAACUUCUUAGAGAUUUUCAAGAGAUUUAUGGCAAAGCUAUUCAGGUUGGAGUAAUUGGUUUCCCAAAUGUGGGGAAAAGCAGCCUCAUCAACUGCUUAAAACAAGAACAGAUAUGUAAUGUCGGUGUAUCCAUGGGACUUACAAGGAGCAUGCAGGUUGUCUCUCUGGACAAACAAAUCACAAUCAUAGAUAGUCCAUGUUUCAUUGUGUCUCCAUUUAACUCUCCCGCCGCACUUGCUCUGAGAAGUCCAGCAAGUAUUGAAGUAUUAAGACCAGUGGAAGCUGCCAGUGCCAUCCUGUCCCAGGCUGACACUCGACAGGUAGUACUGAAAUUCACUGUCCCAGACUUUAAGAACUCUUCAGAAUUUUUUACUUUGCUUGCUCAGAGAAGAGGACUGCACCAAAAAGGUGGAAUCCCAAAUGUAGAAGGUGCUGCCAAACUGCUGUGGUCUCAGUGGACAGGUGGCUCUUUAGGCUACUAUUGCCAUCCUCCUCCAUCAUGGACUCUUUCUCCACAUUUUAAUGAAAACAUUGUGACAGACAUGAAAUUGGGUUUGAAUCUGGAAGAACUAGAAAAGAACAAUGCACACAGCAUACAAGCCAUCAGGGGCCCUCAUUUAGGCAGUAGCAUCCUUUUCCAGUCCUCGGGUCUGACAAAUGGAAUAACAGAGGAAGAGGACAUCGUUGAAGAAUUGCCAAAACAGAAAGAAAGGACUCAGGAAGAGAGGGAGGACUUAGAAGACAUCAAUAAUGACCAGGAAAGUGUUGAAGAAGCUGAGGGAAAUAGCUCAAUCAUGUCCCCUGCUAAAGAGGCCUGGGCAGAUGAACAGUCUGCACAAUCUUAUGCCUUGGAUAGGAUAUCUGAAGAGGAAGAUGAUGCUUACAACUUCAGUACAGACUAUGUAUAAUGUAACUUUGUCCUCUUAGGGGCUUUUUGUGUUUUUUACAAUUUGAACAAACUGUUCUAUGUGUAUGAUGUACCAGUUUGUUUCUGGUAUGACAAGCUGUGUAAAUUUUGUAAAUAUGUGUCAUAAUAUAGUCAUUUAAAAAAAUCAGGCAAUGUAGAAAGUGUCUGAAUUCCAUAAAGACAGUUCAUCUCUUGUA